Enhydra lutris kenyoni (northern sea otter) is the source of this 945-nucleotide messenger RNA. RefSeq names its product olfactory receptor 5B12-like. NCBI's taxonomy places the organism in Eukaryota, Metazoa, Chordata, Mammalia, Carnivora, Mustelidae. Gene Ontology annotation, biological process: G protein-coupled receptor signaling pathway; sensory perception of smell. Gene Ontology annotation, molecular function: odorant binding; olfactory receptor activity; G protein-coupled receptor activity. Gene Ontology annotation, cellular component: membrane. The transcript has a single exon. Bases 4 to 945 code for a protein of 313 amino acids. The record is from RefSeq and is a predicted model, not a curated record.
CUCAUGGAGAACAGUACAGAGGUGACUGAGUUCAUUCUUGUGGGCUUAACAAAUGACCCGAAACUGCAGAUUCCUCUCUUCUUAAUCUUCUCCCUCAUCUACCUCACCACUCUGGCUGGGAACCUGGGCAUGAUGGUACUGAUUCUCUUGGACUCCCAUCUCUACACUCCCAUGUACUUUUUCCUCAGUAACCUGUCUCUGGUGGACUUUGGUUACUCUACAGCUGUCACUCCCAAGGUCAUGGCUGAAUUACUUAUAGGAGACAAGGUCAUCUCUUACAAUGCUUGUGUCACCCAGUUCUUUUUUCUUGUAGCCUUUAUCACUGUAGAAAGUUUCCUCUUGGCCUCAAUGGCCUAUGACCGCUAUGCAGCAGUGUGCAAACCCCUCUAUUACACCAUCACCAUGACAACAGGGGUGUGUGCUCGUCUGGUCAUGGGCUGCUACAUCUGCGGCUUUCUGAAUGCCUCCAUCCACACCGGGAAUAUUUUCAGGCUCUCCUGUAGAGCUGAUGUGGUUGAUCACUUCUUCUGUGAUGCUCCUCCUCUCCUGGCUCUCUCAUGUUCAGACAACUAUAUCAGUGAGAUGGUUAUUUUUUUGGUGGUGGGCUUCAAUGUCCUCUUUUCUGUCUUGGUCAUCUUGAUCUCCUACCUGUUUAUAUUUAUCACUAUUCUGAGGAUGCACUCAUCUGAAGGACGCCAGAAGGCCUUUUCCACCUGUGCCUCCCACCUCACUACAGUGUUCAUCUUCUAUGGGACAGGCACCUUCAUGUACUUACAGCCCAGCUCCAGCCAUUCCAUGGACACGGACAAAGUGGCAUCCAUGUUCUAUACCAUGGUUAUCCCCGUGCUAAACCCAGUGGUCUAUAGCCUGAGGAACAAAGAGGUCAAGAGUGCCUUUAAAAAGACUGUGGAGAAGGCGAAGUCUUCUAUAGGAUUCAUAUUUUAA